Molecule: messenger RNA, 651 nt
Organism: Adineta steineri
Lineage: Eukaryota; Metazoa; Rotifera; Eurotatoria; Adinetida; Adinetidae
Source: the annotation of a GenBank genome assembly
AAUGAAACAGAAGAUGUUGAAAUUGUAUGGGACCAUAAUGCAACAACAGAUGCUGUAAUCAUCUGCAUUAAUAACGAAACAGAAGAUGAUGAAACAGCAUGGGACCAUAAUGCAACAAGAGAUGGUGUGGUCAGCUGCAUGAAUAACGAAACAGAAGAUAAUGAAACAGCAUGGAACUAUAAUGCAACAAGAGAUGAUGUGAAAUUAAGUGAUAAUGAAAAUGAUCUAUGUGGUUUAUGUAUAGGCGCUAAUCGAUACGGAACAGAAUUACAAAAUCUAAUUGUUGUUGGUCAUACACAUUAUCCUGUUCAACAAUUACUUCAAGAUUUAGAUUAUAAACAUUCACCUGCUGCUUUUCUCAAUAUAUUAUUUGAUUUGAUUACUUAUUCAUCUGAUAGUGAUCUUCUAUGUGUAAAUCAAACAGAAUUUCAGCCAGUACCAUUGAAACAAACGCAAAAUGUUGUUAAAUUUGAUAUGAAACUAUUAUUUUUUCAUGAUCCAACAGGUCAAAAUCAAACAAUAUCAUUUUCUCUAAUCUGUUCACAAGAUGUAUUUGAUAUCGAAACAGUAGAAGAACUAUCAAAACAAUUUCAACAUCUUCUUUCACAAUUGUUUGUUAAACAUCCAUCUUCAUUUGACUUAGUUAAUUAA